UUAAUAAUAAUUAAACAAAAACACGUUUUAAAAAAUUUUUUCUACAAUUUAAUAUAAAACCAGAAAAUAUCCUCGAUUCUAUAAUAACAAUUGUUAAAUGUAGAAACCACUGUGCGUCGCAUUACACGAUAUGCUGAAUAAUAAAGCGCAAGUUAACGUUGUCCAAAAUCCAAUAUUUUUAUGUAUUAUACAAUGAGAAUAUUAUUAAAUCAGUCACAUGCUAAUAGAUAAAAUGUUCAACUUUAAGUUUAUCCUUUAUUUUAUUACAUUUGAAACAUUUUUUAUUAAAAAUAUUAGAUUUUUUUUUAAGUGCGCCAUCUUCCUUAUAUAUAAUAAUAAAAAAAAAAUAAAAAUUAUAUAAAAAAUUCUAUAUCGCCCUCGCACUUAAGCGUUCUGCAUUGCAUCGAGACACGAAUCUGUCAAGGCAAUCUACUUCGAUGUAUUUGACGUAUUCACAAAAAACCAGUAAAACAAAAAGUUAUCUCAUGACCUUCUGGUGAUAAAAAUUGUAUAGUCGCAUUAUAUUGUAGCGAAGAUACACAUUUCUCAGCUUGUUUUCUGAUGUAAGUCAUAAGGAUUGUGUGAUUUAUAUAAAAGCGGAAAAGCGUUCAAAUUAAUUUAGUAUAUAGUAUUUGUGCAUCAAAGCAAACUACGAUGAUUAAACUGUUUCUCUUUACGUUGCUUUGCGUGGCGGUGGUGUGGACAAGAUCUACAAGAGUAGCGCUCGAUACGUUUCAACAUUUUAUGAAUGGUCAAUCUGGUAGUUCUUUAGUACGACAUGCGAGACAUAGUGUUUCGAAAUAUAGUCCAUUACCGCUGCCAUCAUUUGACUCGAAUAGAUCUAAAUUUCGCUAUUUGUACCGGGGCCUCUGGCUAAUGAACCUCGUACACUAACUGCUACGCCAGUUGAGACUUAUGGAUACCUGUUAUUGUCUGCAUACGUCAUAUACUUAUAUGUUAUAAACUGACGCAAUUAUAUUAUUUUUUAUAAAAGCAAUUUUGCAAAACAUACUAAAAAUAAAUAACAUUUAUUUACUUAUUAAUUUCAUUGUUAAAUUUAUCUUUUUCCAUGACCUUAAUAAUUUGAUGAAAAUUGCGAUCUAUUUAGCGCUACUGAUACUUUGAAACGUUCAAAUGGUUAAUUAGAUGGUUAACUAGAUCAUAUACUAUAAGAAAGACAGCGUCAUCGGAAUGGUGAAUACCAUAUUUUAUGUAUAAUAACUAUAUAGCAACUAUGUCAUAAAUUUAUUAUUGUAAACUGCAUUAUGAUAAGUAUAUACUUAUUAGUAUUUAUUUCUAUUUAUUUUUUAAAAAUAAGAUAGUAUGGCUACAGUAAAACAAACGAAAAUGAUUAGAUUAUAUACAGCACUGUAUCAUGGGUUUUAUUAAAUCAUUCACUGAGAAAAGUAUCUGGGAAAAUUAACCAGAAUUCUGGUAAAUAAUCGUGUAAUCAGAUUUCUAGUUAAUCUCACCAGAUAUUUUUCUCAGUGUUUGCACGAGCAAAACUCCGAUGGAAUUUUAUAAUAAUAAAGCUUGAUAUAUAGUGCAGAGAGUAUUUCGUUACUGUUUAAACCAAUUCUAUCGAUACUUAUUUCUUUAUUUCACAUAAGUAAAUACUUAUUUCAAAUAAGUAAAUACUUAUUUUCUAUGGCGUAAUAGUUCUUUUUAAUCUUAUGUAGAAGUUAUUUUUGCUAUAAAAUCUUUUCUUUUUUUUUUUUUUUUUGUGUUAUAAAUUAUUUUAAUUGAUUGUCUUAGGAGGAGAAGCAGGAAAGAAGGAGAGACGGCGAAAAAGCAUGAGGGGAAAGAGACGAAGAGGCGGAGAGAGUAGAGGAAGACAGGAGAAAGAGGAGAGGAGGAGAGGCCCCUUGAUGAAAAACGGAAAGAGGAAAUCAAGGAGGAGAGUGGAAGGAGGAGAGCAGAGAUGAAAAGAGAGGAAUGGAAGAAGGACAAUGAAGAAGGGGCAAAAGAGAGGAGAGAGUGGGAUUAGGGGGUGGGGAAAAGGGGAUAAGGGCGUGCGAGGGGAGUGGGGGUGUUAGAAUGUAAGGGUUGCAAAUGGCCAGGUCGGUUUGGGAGUAGAGAGGAUACAACUGUGAACGGUUCGGGAACGCUCCGUGGAAAAAGCGCCUUGUAACCCCAUAUUGGGACACAAUAAAGUCUAUCUAUCUAUCUAUCUA
Monomorium pharaonis (pharaoh ant) is the source of this 2174-nucleotide messenger RNA. RefSeq lists its product as uncharacterized. The record is from RefSeq and is a predicted model, not a curated record. The transcript is spliced from 3 exons. Lineage: Eukaryota; Metazoa; Arthropoda; Insecta; Hymenoptera; Formicidae. Bases 655 to 894 code for a protein of 79 amino acids.